UUGAGCAUAUCACCGGAGCCCCAUGGGGCUUGGCAGCCAAGCACAGCAGCAGUUUUGCUAAACAAAUUCUCUGCUCCCUCCCCCUGAACUCAUCAGUAUAUCUGGGGCUCCAGCCCAGCACAUCCACCUACUCUCUCUGCUGGAAGCUUAUACCUACCAUGCCAAGCCUGGUUGUUCUGAGCCUCAGCCUGGCUGCUCUCCUGGGCCUUGGGAUGGGAGCCUCCUUGUGCCUGUCACAGCAAUUCAAGGCACAAGGGGACUACAUACUGGGUGGGCUAUUUCCCCUGGGCUCAACUGAGCAGGACACUCUUUACCAGAGAACACGACCCAAUGGCAUCCUGUGCACCAGGUUCUCACCCCUUGGUCUGUUCCUGGUCAUGGCUAUGAAGAUGGCUGUGGAGGAGAUCAACAAUGGAUCUGCCUUGCUCCCUGGGCUGCGCCUGGGCUAUGACUUAUUUGACACAUGCUCAGAGCCGGUGGUCACCAUGAAGCCCAGUCUCAUGUUCCUGGCAAAGGUGGGCAGUCAAAGCAUUGCUGCCUACUGCAACUAUACACAGUACCAGCCCCGUGUGCUGGCUGUCAUUGGGCCCCACUCAUCAGAGCUUGCCCUAAUUACAGGCAAGUUCUUCAGCUUCUUCCUCAUGCCACAGGUCAGCUAUAGCGCCAGCAUGGAUCGGCUAAGUGACCGGGAAACAUUCCCAUCCUUCUUCCGCACAGUGCCCAGUGACCGGGUGCAGCUGGAGGCUGUUGUGGCUCUGUUGCAGAAUUUCAGCUGGAACUGGGUAGCUGCCCUAGGUAGUGAUGAUGACUAUGGCCGGGAAGGCCUGAGCAUCUUUUCUGGCCUGGCCAAUGCACGAGGUAUCUGCAUUGCACAUGAGGGCCUGGUGCCACUGCAUGGCACCAGUAGCCAACAGCUUGGCAAGGUGGUGGACGUGUUACACCAAGUGAACCAAAGCAAAGUGCAGGUGGUGGUGCUGUUUGCCUCCUCCCGUGCUGUCUACUCCCUUUUUAACUACAGCAUCCAUCAUGGCCUCUCACCCAAGGUAUGGGUGGCUAGUGAAUCCUGGCUGACCUCUGACCUGGUCAUGACACUACCCAAUGUUGCCCGUGUAGGCACUGUGCUUGGGUUUCUGCAGCGAGGUGCCCUGCUGCCCGAAUUCUCCCAUUAUGUGGAGACCCGCCUUGCCCUGGCUGCUGACCCAACAUUCUGUGCCUCACUGAAUGCUGAGUUGGACCUGGAAGAGCAAGUGAUGGGGCAACGCUGUCCACAGUGUGACAACAUCAUGCUGCAGAAUCUGUCAUCUGGACUGAUGCAGAACCUAUCAGCUGGGCAGUUGCACCACCAGAUUUUUGCAACCUAUGCAGCUGUGUACAGUGUGGCCCAGGCUCUUCACAACACCCUACAGUGCAAUGUCUCAAGUUGCCCCACAGCAGAGCCUGUUCAACCCUGGCAGCUCCUGGAGAACAUGUACAACAUGAGUUUCCAUGCUCGAGACUUGACACUGCAGUUUGACGCUAAAGGGAAUGUAGACAUGGAGUAUGACCUGAAGAUGUGGGUGUGGCAGAGCUCUACACCUGCAUUACAUACUGUGGGCACUUUCAACGGCACUCUUCAGCUGCAGCACUCCAAGAUGCACUGGCCAGGGAACCAGGUGCCAGUGUCCCAGUGCUCCAGGCAGUGCAAAGAUGGCCAGGUGCGCAGAGUAAAGGGCUUCCAUUCCUGCUGCUAUGACUGUGUGGACUGCAAGGCAGGCAGCUACCGGAAGCAUCCAGAUGAUUUCACCUGUACUCCAUGUAACCAUGACCAGUGGUCCCCAGAGAAAAGCACAAGCUGCUUGCCUCGCAGGCCUAAGUUCCUGGCCUGGGGAGAGCCAGUUGUGCUGUCAUUGUUGCUGCUGCUGUGCCUGGUGCUAGGCCUAGCACUGGCCUCCCUGGGGCUCUUUGUCCAUCACUGGGACAGCCCUCUUGUUCAGGCCUCAGGUGGGUCACUGUUCUGCUUUGGCCUGGUCUGCCUAGGCCUCUUCUGCCUCAGUGUCCUUCUGUUCCCAGGACGGCCAAGCUCUGCCAACUGCCUUGCUCAACAGCCAUUGGCUCACCUUCCUCUCACAGGCUGCCUGAGCACGCUCUUCCUGCAAGCAGCUGAAAUCUUUGUGGAGUCUGAGUUGCCACUGAGCUGGGCAAACUGGCUAUGUAGCUGCCUUCGGGGAUCCUGGGCUUGGCUGGUGGUCCUGCUGGCCAUUCUUGUGGAGGCAGCACUAUGUGCCUGGUACUUGACAGCUUUCCCACCAGAGGUGGUGACAGACUGGUGGGUGCUGCCUACAGAAGUACUGGAGCACUGCCACAUGCGUUCCUGGGUCAGCCUAGGCUUGGUACACAUCACCAAUGCAACACUGGCCUUCCUCUGCUUCCUGGGCACUUUCCUAGUACAGAGCCAGCCUGGUCGCUACAACCGUGCCCGUGGUCUCACCUUCGCCAUGCUAGCUUAUUUCAUCACCUGGGUCUCUUUUGUGCCCCUCCUGGCCAAUGUACAUGUGGCUUACCAGCCAGCUGUGCAGAUGGGUGCCAUUCUACUCUGUGCCCUGGGCAUUCUGGCCACCUUCCACCUGCCCAAGUGCUAUGUGCUUCUGUGGCUGCCAAAGCUCAACACUCAGGAGUUCUUCCUGGGGGGGAGCCCCAAGGAAGCAGCAGAUGGGAACAACAGUGGGGGAGGGGUGGUAACAACUCAGGGACACAAUUAAUGACCCCUGACCCACUGAUUAGUGACCCCAACCCUAGUAGCGACCUUCCAAGUCAACAACCCCCAGACUUGAGACUUGAGACACUUAACUAUAGACUGACUCCAAGUUAUCCACUGACCUUAGCUCCACAGUGACCCCCAGGCCUAUAAUGUGCAAGAUGGAUCCUAUGAUUAUCCUUCAAAGGCAAGAUCAUCCUUGAUCCUAUUAUGCCCUACCUAAGGCCUUCCCAGGUGACUGGGAUCCAUUAUCUUAGAAAAUGGACCACAGAGUGUUCUUUGGGACUCCAU
Molecule: messenger RNA, 3025 nt
Organism: Peromyscus leucopus (white-footed mouse)
Lineage: Eukaryota; Metazoa; Chordata; Mammalia; Rodentia; Cricetidae
Gene: Tas1r3
Product: taste 1 receptor member 3
Exons: 6
Coding region: 159-2738 (859 amino acids)
Biological process (GO): G protein-coupled receptor signaling pathway; sensory perception of sweet taste; sensory perception of umami taste
Cellular component (GO): membrane
Molecular function (GO): G protein-coupled receptor activity; sweet taste receptor activity
Source: RefSeq, a predicted model, not a curated record